Molecule: messenger RNA, 2151 nt
Organism: Spizellomyces punctatus DAOM BR117
Lineage: Eukaryota; Fungi; Chytridiomycota; Chytridiomycetes; Spizellomycetales; Spizellomycetaceae
Exons: 16
Coding region: 15-2117 (700 amino acids)
Molecular function (GO): pseudouridylate synthase activity; kinase activity
Source: RefSeq, a predicted model, not a curated record
ACGACGCAUCGACGAUGAUCUACCGGCAUUGUCGACUCCCCGUGUCCAUUUCAUCAUUAUGCCGCGAUCGUCGACUAUUUUCGACCCGCCUAAGGGCGCCAGCAACGUCGCAUGUGUAUGACAUUCACCCAGAAGUACGCGAAGCAUUGCGGGCAAAAAGGCCGGUAGUUGCAUUAGAGUCUACAAUAAUAAGUCAUGGAAUGCCCUAUCCGCAAAAUCUAGAUACUGCUUUGGCAGUGGAGAGAAUUGUGCGGGAGGAAGGCUGUGUGCCUGCAACUAUUGCUGUCCUUGAUGGACGCAUCAAAGUUGGGCUCUCCAAGGAUGAUUUAGAAAAGCUUGCUCGAACUGGUCUCAAAGCACGAAAGACUUCUCGACGAGAUUUAGCUCUAGUUGUUUCCCAGGGAGUCGUAGGAGCUACCACAGUGUCUGGUACUAUGCUGAUUGCGCACCAGGCAGGAAUCAAGGUGUUCGUGACUGGGGGAAUUGGUGGAGUUCACCGAGGUGGCGAAGAUUCGAUGGAUGUCAGUGCUGAUCUGACCGAACUUGGAAGGACGCCGGUUGCUGUAAUAUGUGCCGGUGCAAAGUCGAUCUUGGAUAUUGAGCGAACCUUAGAGUUCCUGGAAACUCAAGGGGUAACGGUCGUUAGCUAUGGAGAUAGCGAUGAGUUUCCAGCCUUUUACACUCCGAAAUCCGGUUACAGGAGCAUCGCCCACCUUAAGACUCCUGACGCAUGUGCGUCGCUAAUUAAGGCGAACAAUGAUAUUCAAUUGCAAAGCGGCAUGGUUAUAGCUGUACCGAUCCCAAGUGAAGAUGCGCCAAAGGACGCGUGGAGGAUUGAAAAGGCGGUUUUGGACGCUGUCAGCGAGGCAAAUACAAAGGGCAUUAAAGGCAAAGACAUAACGCCCUUUCUUCUUGAUCGGGUAAAGCAGAUUACACAGGGGGAAUCUUUGAAAUCCAAUAUUGCCUUAGUUAAGAACAAUGCCCGUAUUGGCAGCCGUAUAGCUGCUUCAUUUGCGGCUCAGUGUAAUGGGGCUAUAAUCAAUUCGUCAGAGUCAUCAGCCGCGGCUUCGCGACCUAUGAUAAUAGGAGGCACUGUUCUCGAUGUAUCGGCCCGGUUUGACGAUGGCCCCGAAUGCAACGGGAUGCCAUCAUUAGGAACAUCGCAUCCCGGUACUUGUAAACAGUCGAUGGGUGGGGUGGGCCGGAACAUGGCGGAAGCAUGUUAUCGCACAGGCGGAGAUCCAUAUUUUGUUAGUGCUGUCGGGGACGAUGUGGCGGGAGACGGCUUGAUUCAAGAGAUGGCUGGCGCAGGAAUGGAUGUAUCUGGGAUAAAAAGGAUUGUAGGUCAUCAGACAGCGACUUACAAUGCGUUUCUCAAAUCCGACGGGGACAUGCUAGUUGCGGUGGCUGACAUGCGCAUGCACGCAGAAAUUGAUGGAGAGGAGGUCUCUACAAUCAUCAAGAGGAACUUACCACCCUUUGUAUCAAUUGACGGAAACUUGAGCCGUCGUUGCACACAACGGAUUUUGGAAACUUGUGCAGAGAAUAACAUUCCAGUUCUAUUUGAACCAACAUCAGAGAUAAAGGCUUUCAGAUUAUUCAAUCUCGACCACAACUUGUUGAAAGCUAGUAUUAGAUACGCCACCCCAAAUGAAGGCGAACUCAGCGCAAUGGCCUGGGGAUACCAGUCUGCUAAUGAUCCAUGCAAUGGCCUGCCUAACCAGGAGGACGAUGCGGCUCGUUUGCGCAGAGGCAGAGGAUUGAUGUGGGGGCAGAACAAUCUUCAGUCAAACAUUACCGUUGUCGGUAAAGUGAUACCUACGAUCAUUGUCAAACGCGGGCGUGAGGGUGUUUUGAUUGCAAGAGAUGGUUCAAUAUCCGCAACCCUUGCGCCGACACAAAUUUAUAAUGAUUGUAUCAGCGUCACUGGCGCAGGAGACAGCAUGGUUGGAACACUGGUGACAGGCCUGUCCCGCCAUUAUUCACUGAAAUCGGGUGAACCUGCAGUGGAAGAUCUGCGUAGGUUUGCCGGGGCUGGUAUGCGCGCAGCGGAAAUGUCAUUAAUGACCGAUAGAGCUGUAGCAAAAGAUCUUGGUGAAUGGGUAUUUAAAUUGUAACUUUGAACAUGAUAGACAAAGUCAUUACAGUUGA